GCCCAGGCUGAAGCCAGGGGCAGGCAGAGUCGCCCGCACCGACGCGGCCGUAGAGACUGGGACGGCCCUUUUCCGCCGUCUUCGGUGCAGCCCCGCGAUCUGGUCCGGCCACGUGGUGGGCGGAGCUGGGCGGUUCUGAGCCUGCGACUCCUUAAGACCCUGAGUCCCGGCCACAGUUCCGGGCUGGCGUUGAGAGACGAGCGCGGCCCUACGACCAGCAGAGAGCGAGCUCACCACCAGCGGCGCCAUGGCCAGCAAGGGUCGCGAGGAUGAGCACCCAUCCGUGACGCUCUUCCGCCAGUACCUGCGCAUCCGCACCGUCCACCCUGAGCCUGACUAUGGGGCUGCUGUGGCCUUCCUUGAGGAGAGAGCCCAUCAGCUGGGCCUGGGCUGUCAGAAAGUGGAGGUGGCACCUGGUCGUGUGGUGACUGUGCUGACCUGGCCAGGCACCAACCCCAGACUCUCUUCUCUCUUGCUCAACUCCCACACGGAUGUGGUGCCUGUCUUCAAGGAACAUUGGAGUCACGACCCCUUUGAGGCCUUCAAGGAUGCUGAGGGCUACAUCUAUGCCCGGGGCGCCCAGGACAUGAAGUGUGUCAGCAUCCAGUAUCUGGAGGCUGUGAGGAGGCUGAAGGCUGAGGGCCACCAUUUCCCCAGAACAAUCCACAUGACCUUUGUGCCAGAUGAGGAGAUUGGGGGUUUUCAAGGCAUGAAACUGUUUGUGCAGCGGCCUGAGUUCCAGGCCCUGAGGGCUGGCUUCGCCCUGGAUGAGGGCCUGGCCAACCCCACUGAUGCCUUCACUGUCUAUUAUAGUGAGCGGAGCAUCUGGUGGGUGCGGAUCACAAGCACCGGGAAGCCAGGCCAUGCCUCGCUCUUCAUUGAGGACACAGCAGCAGAGAAACUGCACAAGGUUGUGAGCUCAAUCCUUGCUUUCCGGGAGAAGGAGAGGCAGAGGCUGCAGUCAAACCCCCACCAGAAGCUGGGGGCUGUGACCACUGUGAACCUGACUAAGCUAGAGGGUGGCACGGCCUUUAACGUGGUACCUGCCACUAUGAGCGCCAGCUUUGACUUCCGUCUGGCACCGGAUAUGGACUUGAAGGCUUUUGAGGAGCAGCUGCAGAGCUGGUGCCAGGCAGCUGGCGAGGGGGUCACCUUCGAGUUUGUUCAGAAGUUCACGGAGCCCCGAGUGACAUCUAUUGAUGACUCAGAUCCCUGGUGGGCGGCAUUUAGCCGGGUCUGCAAGGACAUGAACCUCACUCUGGAGCCAGAGAUCUUCCCUGCUGCCACUGACAGCCGCUAUCUCCGCGAGGUGGGGGUCCCAGCUCUAGGCUUCUCACCCAUGAACCGCACACCCAGGCUGCUGCACGACCAUGAUGAACGGCUGCAUGAGGACAUGUUCCUCCAUGGGGUGGACAUGUACACACAGCUGCUGCCUGCCCUGGCCAGCGUGCCCGCCCUGCCCAGUGACAGCUGAGCCCCAUGUUCCCCAACCUCUACCCCUGGAGCUUCCACCCUGACCAGUGCCAAGGACCCCUCUUCCCCAAUGCCUAACAAUAAAAUAUGUGUGUGGACAA
Equus quagga is the source of this 1574-nucleotide messenger RNA. It is a transcript of the gene ACY1, whose product is annotated as aminoacylase 1. The transcript is spliced from 15 exons. Gene Ontology annotation, molecular function: aminoacylase activity. Gene Ontology annotation, cellular component: cytoplasm. NCBI's taxonomy places the organism in Eukaryota, Metazoa, Chordata, Mammalia, Perissodactyla, Equidae. The coding region runs from base 248 to 1474 and encodes 408 amino acids. Gene Ontology annotation, biological process: amino acid metabolic process. The record is from RefSeq and is a predicted model, not a curated record.